UCGCUGCGCGCUCGGGCGCCGGCGCCAUGGCGGAUCGGCUAACGCAGCUGCAGGACGCGGUGAACUCGCUCGCAGACCAGUUCUGUAACGCCAUCGGAGUAUUGCAGCAGUGUGGCCCCCCAGCCUCUUUCAGCAACAUUCAGACAGCAAUAAACAAAGAUCAGCCUGCUAACCCGACAGAAGAGUACGCCCAACUGUUCGCAGCAUUGAUUGCACGAACUGCAAAAGAUAUUGAUGUUCUAAUAGAUUCCCUGCCUAGUGAAGAAUCGACAGCAGCUUUGCAGGCUGCUAGUCUGUAUCGAUUAGAAGAAGAAAAUCAUGAAGCAGCUGCCCGUCUGGAAGAGGUAGUUUAUCGUGGGGAUAUGCUGCUGGAAAAGAUACAGAGUGCCCUGGCAGAUAUCGCCCAGUCGCAGCUGAAGACGAGGAGCGGUACGCAUAGCCAGCUCCUUCCAGACUCAUAGCACCAGGCGGCAGCGUGCCCCUGCGAAACCCAGUGGUGGCAAGUCGUGCUGGAAACACAGCUCAGUUCCCACAGGGAGCUCUUGACACCCAGCCUGGCUCUCAUGGGACUCUUGUGUGCUCUGAUUGUCAGUAACAACGUCUUUUAUCAAAGCUCAAACUACAGGUUUUGUGCAAGAAAUGCUUCUACUGUAGAAUAGGUGGUUGUGUUCUAGAAUUAUGUGUCCUGAUGUAUGUUUCCUUGACUUAAAAUACUAAUUUCUGAGCUUUCUUUUCUGUUCAUAAAUAUGUCUGAUUUCAGUCUUAUUUGUUAUCUUCAUUACACAGGCCUUAGUCCCUAAAGGGAAUUCAGAAGGAAAAUACAUUAAGAGUAUUUGUGUAAUUUGCUCACUCUUAAUUUCAAACUUUUAUGUUCUUCUUGUAUUUUUUGUAAGGCUCAAACACAGACACACUUGAAUUUGCCGGAGUUCCAUGGAGACAGUGCUAGACAGUGAUGUGUAUACAGUGGUGGCCAUCUGUUUUAAUUAACAGAAAUGGUAAUUAAACAUUUGUGUUACUACUUGGCUGGUUUACCACCCUUUACAGAGCAAGUAAAGGGAUAAGUAAACUCUUAAUGUUUGCAGAGUAAGUGUUCUUGCUAUUGGCAUCUCAUUUAAAAAAAAUAAAUCUGCAGGUAUCUGAUAUUGGCAUUUAUUAUUGUUCGUAAUUCACAAAUGGGUCUUCAGCUCCAUUACUGCCACUGAUAAGCUUACUCUUACUUGCUCAUGCCACUUCUCUGCUUCUGCUGAAUAUUCUGCAUUCUCGUGGCAGCUGAUGAAUGCCUCUAAAGCAGACAGUAAUAAGGAAGCAUUGGAUGACUGGGAAGAAAUUAGCAAUGAGGAAACAAAGUAACUUAUUACAUAAUGUUGCUUUUCCGUGUAAGCGGUGGCUGCCACCGUGAAUGCUGUGAUCGUAAGCAGCAAGAGGCCUGUCAUCCCCAAUGUGCUGUAGAGAGUUGUUUGUUUUUAUCUUCACACAUUGAAUCACUGAAUACAUUUUUGCUUCUCAUCUUAGGACUGUAGAAAUACCAGCAUCUCUUUAUAUUUGAAAAAAAAAGAACAAACACCACCAGAUAAUGUAGGGUUCAGUGCAUGAACUUGGAGAUGACCUGUUAGUCAUUUUCUGGUUUUUUUGAGUUAGCAGCCUUGCGUUACUGUAGGAUGCUGUUUAUUGCCACAUAACAUCUGCUCAUUUCCUCAUCAAAACUACCUACUUCUCUAUAUGGUGGGCAUGGUGGUGUUGGGUUGAUGGUUGGACUCUAUGAUCUUAAAGGUCUUUUCCAACCUAAACGAUUCUAUGAUUCUAUAUUGGAUAUACUGUUAUUAACUUGAAAGUUACACAUGUUGCUCUUGCGUAUAGACAGGUAAGGGCAAUUCAAAUGUCUUUAGCAUGCUGAUUCUUAAGGAAUUAGAUGCAGCUGCUCACUAGACUGCACCUGUGAAAGGAAGAGUAUAGCAUGGCACAGGAUACAUCUUGUAUACAGCCUGUUUUGAGGAUUAAAAAAUACAAAGCUGUUCCUACCUGUUACAAAUACUAAAACUGAAGUAUUUAAUCAGACUGGUAUUUAAUUAAAUAUUUAAUAUUAUUUUGUCAAAUUUGCAUAUCUGUAGUCAUAAAUUUAAUCUAUUGUGAGGCUCUUGUACUAUCCAGAUUCUACAGAAGGAAAAACAGUUGGGGAGGUGAACAGGCUACAGCACAGUCCCAGUUCUGUAACGGGAUCUUUAUCAAGAAUAACUGGGCUGUGGCGAUUUGCUAAGCUGUCUAAAUAUGCCUAUGUCCUGGGGAGGCUUGAGGGGCCAGAUUUUCAUUUGAAGUCAGUCAUGGGGCCUGUUUUCGGUUUUGUUUUUUUCUAGAAAAACUGCACCCAGUGCAUCUCAAGUUGGUUGGGGGGUGGGGUAGAUUUUUGUUGUUGUUGUUUGUUUGCUUUUUAAACUAGUGGACUUUGAAAACUUAGAGUGAAAUGUUUGGGCUUUGCUUGUGGAUUUCUUUUGUUUGUUUUGUAUUGAGGUGUCUUAAUUUGAGAUUUUUAUGUUGCUGGAAAAGGGGGUAGAUCUUCAUAGUAGACUCCCUGGUAUAGCUUAACAUGUGCAUCACCUCAAACUUGUUAACUUGGAAACUUUUUGCUGUGGGAGAUGGUGUACAUCUUCAGUAACAAUACAGUUCUUUUAAUUUCAUAUAUUUCUAUUUUUUGUGCUUGGAAACGGCUGUAUUUCUGCAGCCUGGUACUGCCUAACUGUAGAAGCUUUUUCUUUUAGUUGCUGUUUAUUUGAAUAUGCUAGCCCACUUUAUGUUAAAAUGUGUAUUGGUAUCACACAGUUAAUUACACUUUAGAAGCAAACCUUAACCAGAGGUAUAAGCUUAGUAAGUAUGUUUGGUUUUUCAGGUACUUUACCUUUGUGUAGUUCAGUGAAUAUUGCGAGUUUAAUAGAGAUGCAGUUUGCAAUACAGUUAAAAACAAGUAACACAGUAAAGCAAGAGAGCCGAAAUUGCUCUUUUUUGCCUUGAGAAAUAAUGUAAUGUAAUGUUUUAGUGAGUGAGUAGUACUGUAAGAUGCAUGACCUCACUAGUUCUUGUAUGUUGUGUUGCUGGACUAGCUGUUGUAAAUCUUUACCUGCUCUUUUACAGUCUGCAGCUCAGCCAGUAAGGUUGUAUAUCUUUUGUUGGGCUCUGAGACAAAGAAGGGGGAAAAAUGCCAAUUUGCUACAGCUGUCUAACGGACAAAGCAUUAGAUUGGGGCUUGGAGAUGCGGAUUCCUUUCCACUUUAUCAUAGAUGUGCUGAUUUGUCCAGCCCCUGCUGUUGGGGUUUAAACAUCUCUGUUUAAAAAGCAGCGUGUGAUGGUAGUGAUCUCCGUAGGAGGGUACUCGUGCAAGAAUUGUAGGGCAUGCAGGAUUACUGUGUCUGUACUAUUUAGCACCCCAACUUCCAGUACAAAUAAAAAAAAAGAGGAGGGGAGGCAAAUGCCUUUCAAAAAAGGCAUUUUAUUUUCCUUGAGAAGUCUUGACUGCCUCCAAACUUUUAAUACUGAAGAGAGGAAGGGUGGGGGAGAAAAAAACCCUUCAUAACAGCUUCUAACAAACAUAUCAGGUUACCUGUGAGAGAGCUGUAAAAGGAAGCUUUGGUUGAGACAAGAGAAUAAAUGGAGGUAAAGCAUCAUGGGAAGAAAACAAAAGUAUUGAGCAAGAUAUAAAAUGGUUCUGCAUAUUAUGCUGGACAAGGAGUACUGCUCAGUGAACAAACUGUGCUUUGAAGAAAGAUAGCACAGAGCAUAAUGGAAAAUUCCAUUGAAAAACAAUCUCAACCACUUCAAGUGAGCAGGAGUAUCUCAUGCUGAGAAUCCAUAUAGCCCACUGGCAAAGAUGUUGGAAUCAAUUUAGUAAAUAUAAGUGGCUGAUCAAAGCCUAGUAUUCUUUACUAUAAACAACCAUGCUCAGAGGAAAGGAACAUGUUGCAGCAGCUGUUCUCACUUUCAGAUACAAGAAUAGGGAGGAAUUUGUACACUUGUUUUUAAAGAUACUGGGAAAAGUGCAUUAACAAUGUUUUAGCUUCUUGUCUUUUAUGAAGUUAAUCCUGGCUUGCU
Haliaeetus leucocephalus (bald eagle) is the source of this 4077-nucleotide messenger RNA. It is a transcript of the gene MED21, whose product is annotated as mediator complex subunit 21. Gene Ontology annotation, molecular function: transcription coregulator activity. The coding region runs from base 27 to 461 and encodes 144 amino acids. The transcript is spliced from 4 exons. Gene Ontology annotation, cellular component: mediator complex. Gene Ontology annotation, biological process: regulation of transcription by RNA polymerase II. The record is from RefSeq and is a predicted model, not a curated record. NCBI's taxonomy places the organism in Eukaryota, Metazoa, Chordata, Aves, Accipitriformes, Accipitridae.